AGGAUCCCAGAAAAUCAGAGUGCUGAAGUCACCUUCAUCCUCUUGGGCUUCUCAGAAUAUCCGGACCUCCAGGUGCCCUUGUUCCUGGUCUUCCUGACCAUCUACACAGUCACGGUGCUGGGGAACUUGGGCAUGAUCGUCAUCAUCAGGAUGAACCCCAAACUGCACACCCCCAUGUACUUUUUCCUUAGCCACUUGUCCUUUGUUGAUUUCUGUUACUCUACAGUAGUGACACCAAAACUCCUAGAAAACUUAGUUGUGAAAGAUAGAACCAUCUCCUUCACAGGAUGUAUCUCCCAGUUCUUCUUUGCGUGUGUAUCUGUGGUGACAGAAACAUUUAUGUUGGCAGUGAUGGCCUAUGACCGAUUUGUGGCUGUUUGUAACCCUCUGCUCUACACAGUGGUCAUGUCUCAGAGGCUUUGCUCCUUGUUGGUGGGUGUGUCUUACACUUGGAGUAUCAUCUGUUCUUUGACAUACACACACUUUUUGCUGACCUUAACCUUUUGUGGGACGAACUUCAUAAAUAACUUUGUCUGUGAGCAUGCUGCCAUUGUUGCUGUGUCUUGCUCUGACCCCUACAUUAGCCAGAAGAUUAUUUUAGUCUCUGCCACAUUCAAUGAAAUAAGCAGCCUGAUGAUCAUUCUAACUUCCUACAUUUUCAUUUUUGUCACUGUCAUGAAAAUGCCUUCAGCUGGGGGACGGCAGAAAGCUUUCUCCACAUGUGUCUCCCACCUGACUGCUAUUACCAUUUUCCAUGGUACCAUCCUUUUUCUUUACUGUGUUCCUAACUCCAAAAGUUCAUGGCUUAUGGUGAAGGUGGCCUCUGUCUUUUACACAGUGGUCAUCCCCAUGCUUAACCCUCUCAUCUACAGUCUUAGGAACAAAGAUGUGAAGGAGACGGUCAGGAAGUUAGUCAAAAGCAAAUUAUGUUAUAAAUUAUAA
Tupaia belangeri chinensis (Chinese tree shrew) is the source of this 942-nucleotide messenger RNA. Its product is annotated as olfactory receptor 5D13-like. Gene Ontology annotation, cellular component: membrane. Gene Ontology annotation, biological process: G protein-coupled receptor signaling pathway. The record is from RefSeq and is a predicted model, not a curated record. Gene Ontology annotation, molecular function: G protein-coupled receptor activity; olfactory receptor activity. The transcript has a single exon. The annotation marks the transcript as partial. Lineage: Eukaryota; Metazoa; Chordata; Mammalia; Scandentia; Tupaiidae.